This is a messenger RNA of Sesamum indicum (sesame), 3501 nucleotides long. RefSeq names its product S-adenosyl-L-methionine-dependent methyltransferases superfamily protein. Lineage: Eukaryota; Viridiplantae; Streptophyta; Magnoliopsida; Lamiales; Pedaliaceae. Gene Ontology annotation, cellular component: trans-Golgi network; endosome; cytoplasm. Gene Ontology annotation, molecular function: methyltransferase activity. The record is from RefSeq and is a predicted model, not a curated record.
UCCUCUUGUUCCCCCUCCCAUUUAUUUUUUAUUUAUUUCUGAUAAAAAUCCAAAACUAAAAUUCAUCUGUUGUAACAGUACUGAUCUACACACGCAUAAUUUUCGAAAAAAAGCAAAGGAAAACAGUACUCUGAUCCCAUCUCACCCUCUCCAAUCAUUAAAUACACAACGCCAGUCAUGAAUCAAGAGAGCAUGUAUUAAAACCCACAAAAGUUGAAGCCUCUUUCGCUCUAUCACGCCCCUAUAUAUAUAUAUAUAUAUAUACACACAUAGUAUCUGCUGCCCACUGCGAAGGCUUCAAUAUCGAGAGCAAGCCCAUCAAUCCUUGCACCGACACUGUAGUGUUUUGCUCUCAAAGAUGAGCCCAUGAGCGGAGCUGACGCACUCUGUGUCCCGGAUCUGUAUUGAUUGAGAAAAUAGACAGGUGCAGUAAGAAAAAGUCUCAGCAGCUGAUUGAAGUUUACAAGUCGAAUCAUGGCUUUAGGGAAGUACUCUAGAGUUGAUGGUAGGAAAUCAUCGUCCAGCUAUUGUUCGACGGUCACCGUAGUGGUUUUUGUGGCCCUUUGUCUAGUUGGGGUUUGGAUGAUGACAUCGUCAUCUGUAGUCCCUGUUCAGAAUUCGGAUGUUUCGCAGGAGAACAAAAAUGAGGUGAAAACCCCUGUGACCGAGAGCAAUGCUGAGAAUAACAAUGAUGCUAGAAAUGAUGAGAAUAGCAAACCUGUGGUCGAAGAUAAUGGUCCGCGUGAUGAGGGACAACAGAAGCAGUUUGAGGACAGCCAGGGUGAUUUGCCUGAAGAUGCCACGAAGGUGGACAACAAUGUGAGUACAAAUCAGGUUGAGAAAAAUGAUAACCCUGAACGGACGGAAAACAACAAUGCGGAUAAGCUGGAGGAGAAGCCUGGGGAUGAAAAGAAAGAUGAUGUAUUGGAAAAGAAGGAAGAUGGACCAAAAGAUGAGUCCGAAAAUGCAACGAAAAAUAAAGUUGAUGGGGAACCUCAGGUGGAAAAUAAGGAAUCUGAAUCUGGGGAGACCAAAGCAAAUAAUCCUGAUGACAACGAGAAAAAAUCUGAAGAGAAUUCAGUCAAAACUGAUGGAGAGAAAGGAGAGGCUCAGGUAGUGGAGAAGGAGGAGAACAAGAAAGAUGAAAAAACAGAUCAAGGCCCCAUUGAGAAAAAGGACAAUCCCCCUGAAGUUUUUCCUUCUGGUGCUCAAUCAGAGCUUUUGAAUGAAUCUACAACCCAAAAUGGGUCAUUUUCAACUCAGGCAACAGAGUCAAAAAAUGCGAAAGAAGUCCAAGGCGCAUCUCAACCACAGAAUCAAAAUACCUACAGUUGGAAGCUUUGCAACACCACUGCUGGGCCAGAUUACAUUCCUUGCCUUGAUAACUUGGAAGCAAUAAUGAAACUUCGAACAACUAAGCACUAUGAACACAGGGAGAGGCACUGUCCAGACAAUCCACCUACCUGCCUUGUUCCCAUGCCUGAAGGAUAUCGACGCACAAUAGAGUGGCCUGCAAGCCGAGAAAAGAUUUGGUAUCGUAAUGUUCCACACAGCAAGCUUGCAGAAGUUAAAGGACACCAAAAUUGGGUUAAAGUUAGUGGUGACUACCUUACUUUCCCUGGUGGUGGCACCCAGUUUAAGCAUGGUGCUCUUCACUACAUUGAUUUCAUACAACAGUCUGUGCCUGAAGUUGCCUGGGGGAAACGUUCCCGAGUUGUUUUGGAUGUGGGCUGUGGGGUUGCUAGCUUUGGGGGCUUUCUCUUUGAUAGGGAUGUGCUCACCAUGUCAUUGGCCCCAAAAGAUGAACAUGAGGCUCAGGUUCAAUUUGCACUUGAAAGAGGAAUCCCGGCAAUAUCUGCUGUUAUGGGUACAAAGAGACUUCCAUAUCCUGGCAGAGUUUUUGAUGUUGUCCACUGUGCGCGUUGUAGGGUGCCCUGGCAUAUUGAAGGUGGUAAACUUCUCUUGGAGCUGAACCGUUUACUACGACCUGGUGGUUUCUUUGUUUGGUCCGCAACUCCAAUUUAUCAAAAACUUCCGGAAGAUGUUGAGAUUUGGGAAGCCAUGAAAAAGUUGACUCAAGCAAUGUGCUGGGAAGUUAUUUCAAUAACCAAGGACAGAGUAAAUGGAGUAGGAAUUGCUGUGUAUCGCAAAACUACUUCAAACGAAUGCUAUGAGCAAAGGCCAACGAACGAUCCUCCACUAUGCAAAGACUCUGAUGAUCCGAAUGCUGCCUGGAAUGUGCCUUUACAAUCAUGCAUGCACAAAGUGCCUGUUGCUCCAUCAGAACGCGGGUCUCAAUGGCCGGAACAAUGGCCUGACAGGGUGGGGAAACCGCCUUACUGGUUGACUAGCUCUGAGGUCGGAGUUUACGGCAAACCGGCUCCAGAAGAUUUUGUGGCAGACUAUGAACACUGGAAACGUGUAGUAAGCAACUCUUAUCUAAAUGGACUCGGAAUCAAUUGGUCUACUGUGAGGAACGUCAUGGACAUGCGAGCUGUCUAUGGAGGAUUGGCUGCUGCUCUGAGAGAAUUGAAUGUGUGGGUUAUGAACAUCGUUUCCAUAGAUGCUCCUGACACACUACCCAUCAUUUACGAGCGAGGUCUAUUUGGAAUUUAUCACGACUGGUGUGAAUCAUUCAGCACCUACCCAAGAUCUUAUGAUCUCCUCCAUGCCGACCAUCUUUUCUCCAAGAUCAAGAAGAAGUGUAAUUUCAUGGCCUUGGUUGCGGAGGUUGAUCGAAUUUUGAGACCUGAAGGAAAGAUCAUUGUCCGCGACAAAGUUGAGAUCAUUAGUGAACUCGAGAACAUAUUCAAAUCCAUGCAAUGGGAAGUCCGCAUGACCUACUCUAAGGACAAGGAAGGAUUGCUAUAUGUCCAGAAAACUAUGUGGCGACCUACAGAGCAAGAGAAGAUCACAUAUGCCAUUGCUUAAAGACGCAUUGCAGGACACAAAGGUUGAAUGAUUCUCGAGGCUUGCUUUCCUGCCACGGAGAUUAGUAGGUAUUUUUUGGUUAUUAAUGCUAAUUUAGAAGUGCAGUAACCGUAUUUUCUCUGCAGGCUAUCAUGUAUCAUCUCUUAGCCAAAUUAGCGUUUUUAGUUAUAUUUUCUUGUCUAGAGGUUUUGCCGAAGUUCUUUCAUUGUAAUGAUGUACUAUUAGUGGCCGUGAAGAGCGACAAUGACCGGUCCUCCCCCAACCUAAUGUAGAGCCCAUCGGUCUGUUUCACUGCAGAAAUCGAAACUGCUGAAUUCAUUGCCUGAUUCAAAUGCUAUUCUUGGAGAUCUGAUGUGUGAAGUGUUUCUUUAUUCUGGGUGAUUCUGUGGUGACUAAGUUUUGGAGUUUGUGGUGAUUCAAGCAACCUUUGUUGGAAUGUUUUUUUUAUUCUUGGUUGAAUUCGAAUCGUCUCUCCCCAAUGGAGAGUUGUCGAGUUCAAAUCCAGGCUCCCCCACCCCUUAUUUCCUUUGUAAUAAAAAGAAAAAGUGUUGGUGUUUUAGCUAUAAAGAA